Mercenaria mercenaria is the source of this 2386-nucleotide messenger RNA. Its product is annotated as acetylcholine-gated ion channel acc-4-like. NCBI's taxonomy places the organism in Eukaryota, Metazoa, Mollusca, Bivalvia, Venerida, Veneridae. Gene Ontology annotation, cellular component: neuron projection; synapse; membrane. Gene Ontology annotation, biological process: chemical synaptic transmission; monoatomic ion transmembrane transport; signal transduction. The transcript has 9 exons. Gene Ontology annotation, molecular function: transmembrane signaling receptor activity; neurotransmitter receptor activity; extracellular ligand-gated monoatomic ion channel activity. The record is from RefSeq and is a predicted model, not a curated record. The coding region runs from base 305 to 1642 and encodes 445 amino acids.
GAAAAAGGUCGUUCAAUACAGGUAAUCGCAUGUGUGAUGUCGAAUGUAUGUCAAUAAGCAGUAUUUCUAUUUAGAACGGCAUUGGAAUAAAUUUUCACCCUGACAGCGCACACAUUUCUUUUGAACAGCAACAAGCGGAUCCAUAGCUUAAUUGAAAAAAGAUCAAUGCGCCGAUCGAUGGAGUAGCCUAGAUUUACCACUGGUAACUAAGGGUAUGUUGGGGUGUGAUAAAUACUGAAGGAAAUGUCGGACUUUCUCAAAUACAUGUAUACAUGUUUAGGAACCGUGACAGCUACAGUUUGUAAUGGCGCUCCUCGUAUAUUCUCCUAAGCGUCACCGGAAAGGUCCGAAAGUAGCCGAAGACAGUUCUGUAUACAGCACAGUAAAUUCUGGGAAAACACCUUCCAUCGUUGGACUUGAAAAUUUGAGAAUCGAACCAUCUCAGGAAUUUAUCGUUGAAACGAUGCCGACCCCUAACAGUCUAACAUAUCACCCAGUAUCUACAACGCCAAAUAAAAAGACUUAUAGGCCACACCCGACACCUCGGUGGGAAGGCAGAAAAAAGACAACUGUUCAUGUUGCAGUGACGUUUCUUAAAAUAGGAGAAGUAGAAACAAUUAAGGAAUAUUUCGAAGCGGACGUUUAUAUUCAAGCUAGAUGGAGAGAGCCUCUACUAGAUAAAACAAAGACAACUGUUUCAGACUUUACCCAGUUUUGGAACCCCGAGUUGGUAUUGCAGAAUGUAUUCGAGGACCCGAAAGAGCAGAUCUGGCAUGAGGUGCGGUAUAUGCAACAUGGAGAGGCAUUUAUAUACGAAAUGAGACGUGUCAAGGGAAAGUUUAUGGAGACGAUGGAGUUGAAUGAUUUUCCAUUCGACGUACAGGGUAUUUCAAUGGUGCUGUCAUCUGAAUUAACAAAAGACGUUUUGGACAUUGUUGAAGAUAAAGAGGAAAUCAGCUCUAUAUAUGUUGACUGUUUUUCGGAUAGUCAGGAAUGGGAGCUUUACAACUUCGUUGAGAUGGACCCUCUAGAUAUUUCUGCACAAUACACACGUGCACGAAUUAGUUACCCAGGAGUAAUAGCCACAUGUUGUGUGUCAAGAAGAGCAGGAUUCUUUGCUUGGAACGUACUGGUGAUUGUGAAUCUACUAACCAUUUUCGCUUUUACGACAUUUGCCGUGGCACCGACCUUGACACAGAACAGAUUACAGUUGUCAUUCAUUUUGAUGUUGGCGUCGAUCAGCUUCCGGUUUGUGACAAACCAAAGUAUUCCAAAAAUAUCCUACCUUACACAUCUUGACCGUUAUGUGCUGGUGUCAAUGAUGUUCAGUGGAUUCAUUACAUUAUGGCACGCAGUUCUAUCCAGGUUCAAGUAUAACGCCAACCUUCAGAGCAAGAUGGACUUCUAUGCAUUUAUCUUGUUCGCCAUUGGGUACUUCUUUUUCCAGAUGCUUUUCAUACUUAUCAUGUUAUACCAGCGCCAUAUGAAGCUGAAAAACAUAAAGACAAGGGAAAAGAAAUACAGGUUUAAAGUUCAAAACUUUGCCGGAGAAUUAUGGAGCACACUGAAAGCGGAAGUGACUGAUGGUGCCUUCUCCCUGGGCCUGCGCAAUAAGAGCAACAUACACACACGACCGAGGUAGACCGGAAGUUGACGGUGCUAAGAAAACGAAGAAAUGUGUGCGUAUGUGUGUUGCAAAGGGAAACAGGAUCAGCGACAAAUUUCUAUUUCUUACUUGCUAAAUUAAUGAUAAUCCAAAAAUAUGGUACUUAUAGGAGAGUAAAAUUUCAGACUUAUUUUUCAUUAUUUAUUGUUCACUGUACUCACAUUCGCGUUUUCCUGUUAUGAUACACACAUCAAAGGAUCCGUCCAUUUUAUUUCAUUUUUGCCAGCAUAUUGUUGAUAUAUCAAAAUAUAGUUAGAAAAAAAAAACUGUGCCUUUAGCGAUAUUGUACCAAUAGAAUAUGUAUUAAAUUUUCGUUUGGAAAAUUUCAAAUGUGGUAAAAAUUUCAAGAAAUAAUUGUUUAAAAGCAAGAUGUCUUGCGUUUCAGACAAUGCUUAGUUUAAGUUACUCCAGAACGAAUUCUUCAUUGAUGUAUCUGUUAAUGAUCUGUUAAUGAUCUGUUAAUGAAUUUGUAUAACAUCAUUACAUGUUGCAUUUAUUUUGCACAGAGCGAAAAUUUUGCAAAUUUUGCAGAUGACAAGGCAUGAUAAAGACUGUGAUACAUAUGUGUUUAGUUGCUUUGUGUUGUAGUAUUAUGCAUUUCUGUGAUAUAAAUGUAUUAUUAAUGUAUUUAAAAAAGAACCAUGGUGCUUGUUAAUGUAUUUGCAUACCUCUAGUAUUGUUGUUUUAAUCUUCUCAGAUUACAAUAAAAUUCAUACUUUC